Zootoca vivipara (common lizard) is the source of this 3707-nucleotide messenger RNA. RefSeq names its product parvin beta (gene PARVB). Lineage: Eukaryota; Metazoa; Chordata; Lepidosauria; Squamata; Lacertidae. Gene Ontology annotation, biological process: actin cytoskeleton organization; substrate adhesion-dependent cell spreading; establishment or maintenance of cell polarity regulating cell shape. The record is from RefSeq and is a predicted model, not a curated record. Gene Ontology annotation, molecular function: actin binding. Gene Ontology annotation, cellular component: cytoplasm; focal adhesion; actin cytoskeleton.
AUUGCUUUGGCCGAUGGCUGACACAAAUAAAGAUUCAUUCAUUCAUUCCCCACCUUGGGGGCCACCGUCCCUCAGCCUAACCUACCUCACAGGGUUGUUGCCGGGAUUGAAGGAGAAGGGGUGGACUUUGUACACCACCUUGAGCUCCUCGGAGAAAAAAAGUGAGAGAUAAAUGCAGUGAAUGAAUCAAUGAAUAAAAAGUUGGUUUCUCCUACAGCAAAUGGUUGAAAUCUCAGUGCAUGUGGGUGGGGUGUAAAGGGGUUGCUGUGUCUGGGGAAUGGAGGGACUCUUGUAGUAAAGGCACACCCUCCUCUCAGUUUUUUGUGCCCGGAAAUCCCACGGAGGUGAAAGUGUGAUGUGGGGCAGUUGCAGAGGCGCUCCUGCACCCCAGAGGUCUUUGCAAUGCUCAGAGCCAGGCUCUCCACAUGACUUACCAGGCGGGCUCACAAACCGGCAGCAAGAGGAGAAGGGCCUCCUUCCUCUGUUCAGGCUCGGAGCAAGUGGCGGAGGAUUUGGCUGUGGCGCUGGCAGCCUGUUGAGUUUCUCUCUGCCAUGCCAUGUGCUUUUUCCACCCCUCACAACGGCUGCUGCCCAACCGUCUCCUCCCAUGUCACUGCGACCAAAUUAACCCAGGGCUUGCAGGUCAGUUCCUGUGUCCAUCUGCCUCCCUCCCUUUUAAAUAGUUGGGACUGUCCAAGGCUGGUCUGGAAGCAAUACGUAGCCUUGCAUCCCAAGGGGCUGGAAUGGCAGGCCUGCUUUGUAAAAAACGCAAGAAAACGGGAGUGACUGACCUGCAAGAAGAGGGUAAAAAUGCCAUCAAUGCGCCGAUGUCCCCUGCUGUCCCGGAUCUGCACCCGGAAGAUACUUUACUCGAGGAGAAUGAAGAACGCACCAUGAUUGAUCCCAACUCAAAGGAGGAAGCCAAAUUUAAAGAACUCAUCAAGGUUUUAAUUGACUGGAUAAAUGAUGUCCUGGUUGAAGAAAGAAUCAUUGUCAAGCAGCUUGAGGAGGAUGUCUAUGACGGGCAGGUGCUACAGAAGCUCUUGGAGAAACUAGCUGGCCGUAAGCUGAACGUGGCCGAAGUGACGCAGUCAGAAAUAGGCCAGAAACAAAAGCUGCAGACUGUCCUGGAAGCUGUCCACGAUUUACUGCGACCCCAUGGCUGGGCUAUCAAGUGGAAUGUUGACUCGAUCCACGGCAAGAACCUGGUGUCCAUUCUCCACCUGCUGGUAGCUCUGGCGAUGCAUUUCAGGGCUCCCAUCCGACUUCCUGAACAUGUUUCUGUGCAAGUGGUUGUUGUAAGGAAGCGGGAAGGUCUUCUCCAGACAGCCCAGGUCACAGAAGAACUCACCACCACCACCGAGAUGAUGAUGGGUCGAUUUGAACGAGAUGCUUUUGAUACCCUCUUUGACCACGCUCCAGAUAAACUAAGUGUCGUAAAAAAGUCCCUGAUCACUUUUGUGAACAAGCACCUAAAUAAACUUAAUCUGGAAGUGACAGAAUUAGAAACCCAGUUUGCAGAUGGCGUCUACCUGGUGUUGCUGAUGGGUCUCCUCGAGGACUAUUUUGUUCCGCUCCACCAUUUCUAUUUAACACCUGAAAGUUUUGAUCAGAAGGUUCACAAUGUUUCCUUUGCUUUUGAACUGAUGCAGGACGGAGGGCUGAAGAAGCCCAAAGCUCGACCAGAAGAUGUUGUCAACUUGGACCUGAAAUCUACCCUAAGAGUUUUGUACAACCUGUUUACAAAAUACAAGAAUGUUGAAUGACUUGGAGACCUCCCGAGACUCUAAUCUCCGCAGCAUCUUUUUAGCGUGGAGAGGAGGAAAGAGACCUUCCCUUUUUCUUCCUUCUGUGCCAUUUGCUGUGCUCCCUGGUGCAUGAUGGUGCCUCUUCUUUUAUUAGCAUUAUCUGCCUGUAACUCUUCUAUGCUUUGAACCCACUUUGAAAUGUAGCUUUAAUUCCUUGAACUACCCACAGUGUGCCUGUUGCUUCUAGAAGGCUCCCAUGUGUUGCAUUCAACACAAACACCUUCUUCCAUUAGUGUAGAUUGCAGUUAGGAUGAAUUCUGGUGAUGAGAAGAUUUGAAGUGGUUGAUGAAGGAGUGCUAGGGUGCCUUUUAUCCAGGUAAUGGGCUUCUGGGUCCUUCUCUCUAUUUCAACUCUCCAGUGAACCCACUAGGAGGCUUUAGGCUGGCCACUCUCAGGGUCCACAUAUGCAAUAAAGAGAUAAUCGUAAUCAUACUUACAGGGUCAUUGUAAGUAAACACUGAGAUCAUGAAUGGGAAGCACCUUGAAGACUUCCAAGUGCUAUAGGAAUGCUAACCAGUAAGUAGCUGCAUUUUCCUGUCUCCAGGAUAUACUGUUGACGCAUAUAAAAAGGUAUGGGUGAAACCGAUGUUGGUUGGAGUGUGGAAUUUAAUUCAUUUUCAAAUGUGUGCAGCUAUGAGGUAGGAAGUAGCCGUAAUCUGUUUGUGAAAGGACCAUUCUCUCCUUCCAACUUCCAAACUUUCAGAGGGGUGCGUGCAUCUCCUCUGCUCCCUCCUUUACACCCCGAUUUCAGACAUACGUACCCCAACCUACAGCGGGUGGCACUGUGGGUUAAACCACAGAGCCUAGGGCUUGCCGAUCAGAAGGUCAGCGGUUCGAAUCCCCGCGACGGGGUGAGCUCCCAUUGCUUGGUCGCAGCUCCUGCCAACCUAGCAGUUCGAAAGCACGUCAAACUGCAAGUAGAUAAAUAGGUACCGCUCCGGCGGGAAGGUAAACGGCAUUUCCAUGCACUGCUCUGGUUCGCCAGAAGCAGCUUAGUCAUGCUGGCCACAUGACCCGGAAGCUUUCCCGCGGCUCCCACGGCCAAUAAUGCGAGAUGAGUGCCGCAACCCCCAGAGUCGGUCAUGACUGGACCUAAUGGUCAGGGGUCCCUUUACCUUACCGCAACCCUAUUCAUUAAGCCACUGUACAGCUUAAUUCAUAAUACGAUCUCUUUUCAAUUAUAUUUUGUUAUUUUGAGAUUGUGCCCUGGAACUCUUCUAUGUAACUUUUGGAGUCCUUGUCUACCUUUCUGUCUUACCCUCCUACCAUUCAGUAUUAUUGCCACUAAAUACACUGUGAAUCUCAGAUGGAAUGGCUGCCUGGAGUUUUUGGUGUGCUUUGGUUAUAUCCAAUGAAAUGCCGAUCAUGCAUUGAUGAUGGGCGAAUGUGUCGAAAACAAACCUCCCUACUUUGCUGGUUUUCAAACAGGGUUUUGGAAGCUCAUGAGAGGGUCUUCAGUGAUGGAUGAGAUUCCCUGAAAAGCAGGUUGCAUACCAUUUAACUGCUCAAAUCUUCUGGGGAUGGUUUGGGGGUGUUUUCUAGGGUGCACUUUCAAUAAGCUCAGUAGGCUGACUGAUGCCUUGGGUAAACUGGCUGCACUAAAAUACAACCUGGAAUCUUUUCAGGAGUGUUUAUUUGCUUUGAGAAUAUUCAGAUAUUGGAACAUGGACUGUACAUUUUUCAGAAAUAAGUUGUUCCCUGAGGUAAACUGCUUGAAAAUUGCUGUCAGAGAGCAGUCUCCCCCAACUUGAUGCCUUCUGGAUUUUUCUAGACUGCAAUUCCUGUCUGUCCCAGGCACUGUGGACCCUGGUCAAGGAAGUAGGAGGAUGCAUUCCAAAAACAUAUGGAGGGCACCAGGAUGGGGGAAGACCCACACAGAGCAUUGUGGGGCUGAAUGAG